Messenger RNA from Thamnophis elegans (Western terrestrial garter snake), 801 nucleotides. It is a transcript of the gene LRRC72, whose product is annotated as leucine rich repeat containing 72. Lineage: Eukaryota; Metazoa; Chordata; Lepidosauria; Squamata; Natricidae. The transcript has 8 exons. The record is from RefSeq and is a predicted model, not a curated record. Bases 1 to 801 code for a protein of 266 amino acids. Gene Ontology annotation, molecular function: protein binding.
AUGCCGAAAAGGUCCGUUAAUGCCCGACAGACUUCAAAAGCUUUUCAGUGUGGUCCAGGAGGGGGUAAAGAAAGUAUCAGUUUGGAUGAACACCAAAUUGCUAAUGAGAUUUUAGAAAAGCAACUAAAAAUUUGUGGCUACAAGAAUGAUAAAGAAGUCAUAUAUCUAUACCUUGGUGAAAAUGGAUUAAAAGAUGUUCCUCAUUUAUCACGGUUCCGGAAAUUAAGAAAUUUGUGGCUAAACAACAAUAAGAUUCAGUAUAUAACUUUCGUGAAAUAUAACUGUUACUUGACAGAAUUAUAUCUUCAUAAUAAUGAUAUCAGAAAUAUAACAGGUGCUCUGAAAAAUUUACAUUCGCUACAGAUCUUACUGCUUCACAACAAUCAGCUAAAAAAUUUGAAUUUGACUGUGAAAGAACUACAAGGACUGCGAACCUUACAUACCUUAAAAAUAACUAGAAAAGAAAGAGAAUCAGCGUUGCAUAUCUACAAUCAUGAGAAGACUCUUGUCCUUCAGUCCAUAGGAUUUGGGAAAAGAGUCGAUAUACCUUUGUUGCCAAAGGCAGCAUUAAGACUGUCACCCACAAAAGUGUUGCACUUGCCUCCAGGUUUCGAGUUUGGAAAUCACUUAGUUAAAAUCCCAUUUGCAAAUCCAGAAGAUGCUGUCUUUUUGCGGGCAAUGAAGCGUGGCAUGAUUGAAUUUUCAACUGUGGAUUGGGGGAAAAUGCCUACCUGUGAAGAAAAACGCCUUGGCAGCAGUCCAGAGAAAAGGCCAGAAAAACUGACCAUUAGAUUCAGAUAA